Messenger RNA from Perca flavescens (yellow perch), 1221 nucleotides. It is a transcript of the gene tmtopsa, whose product is annotated as teleost multiple tissue opsin a. Gene Ontology annotation, molecular function: G protein-coupled receptor activity. Gene Ontology annotation, biological process: visual perception; G protein-coupled receptor signaling pathway. Bases 1 to 1221 code for a protein of 406 amino acids. The record is from RefSeq and is a predicted model, not a curated record. The transcript is spliced from 4 exons. Gene Ontology annotation, cellular component: membrane. NCBI's taxonomy places the organism in Eukaryota, Metazoa, Chordata, Actinopteri, Perciformes, Percidae.
AUGAUCGUGUCCAACGUGAGCCUGAGCGGCUGCGCAGGGGUCAACAGCGCUCUGUGUGCCGCAGCCGGGGAAGGGCACUUCGGGGGAGGCUCACACCGGACCACCCUCACACCGACAGGAAACCUGAUCGUGGCUGUGUGCCUGGGCUUCAUCGGCACUUUCGGAUUUAUGAACAACCUGUUAGUGCUGGUGCUCUACUGCCGCUACAAGAUGCUGCGGUCGCCCAUCAACCUGCUCCUGAUUAACAUUACCAUCAGCGACCUGCUGGUGUGCGUACUGGGGACUCCGUUCAGCUUCGCCGCCAGCAUGCAGGGAAGGUGGCUCAUAGGAGAAGGCGGCUGCGUAUGGUACGGCUUCGCCAACUCCCUCUUUGGCAUCGUCUCCCUGAUCUCCCUGGCUGUCCUCUCCUAUGAGCGCUACAGCACCAUGGUGGCGCCCACUGAGGCGGACUCCUCCAACUACCGUAAGAUCUCCCUGGGCAUCACCCUAUCCUGGGUCUACUCCCUCAUCUGGACCGUGCCGCCACUUUUUGGCUGGAGCAACUAUGGUCCCGAGGGUCCUGGGACCACCUGCUCUGUCAACUGGACGGCCAAGACGGCGAACAACAUAUCUUACAUCAUCUGCCUGUUUGUCUUCUGCCUUAUUGUGCCGUUCCUGGUGAUCGUGUUCUGCUAUGGGAAGCUGCUGUGCGCCAUCAGACAGGUGCGCGGGAUCAAUGCAUCGUUGAGCAGGAAGCGUGAGCAGCGCGUGUUAAUUAUGGUGGCGGUCAUGGUGAUCUUCUACCUAUUGUGCUGGCUGCCGUACGGCAUCAUGGCCCUGAUGGCCACCUUUGGGUCGCCGGGCCUGGUCACACCCGUGGCAAGCAUCAUCCCCUCACUCCUGGCCAAGACAAGCACGGUCAUCAACCCAGUCAUCUAUGUCUUCAUGAAUAAACAGUUUUACAGAUGUUUCCAUGCCCUGCUGCAUUGUGAGGCUCCUCGACGAGUCUCGAGCACAAAGAGCUCCUCCAAGGUCGCCACCAAGGUCAUGAGGGCUGUAGCAAUCACUGGUACCCGCCGUACCAACAACUUCCUAUUAUUGGUAGCCUCCCUGGGUCAACCGGCCGCCACCAUGCCCCAACCGAACCCCUCUUUGGAAGCAACCAUUGAUAACACCAAAGGCCCCUCUUCAGACAUCAACAAACCUGUCGUAGUAUCACUAGUGGCUGAUGAUUGGCUAUAA